Phaethon lepturus (White-tailed tropicbird) is the source of this 1930-nucleotide messenger RNA. It is a transcript of the gene DUS3L, whose product is annotated as dihydrouridine synthase 3-like (S. cerevisiae). Lineage: Eukaryota; Metazoa; Chordata; Aves; Phaethontiformes; Phaethontidae. The record is from RefSeq and is a predicted model, not a curated record. The annotation marks the transcript as partial. Gene Ontology annotation, biological process: tRNA processing. Gene Ontology annotation, molecular function: RNA binding; flavin adenine dinucleotide binding; tRNA dihydrouridine synthase activity. The transcript has 13 exons.
GUUCCUCACCUCUAAGGAGCAGUUCCAUGCGUACCUGCGGGCCAGGGGCGAGCCCAGCGGCCAGGCAGGCAGGGAGGGCGAGGAGGAGGGCCCGGAGAAGAAGGCAGGCAGGCAGUGAGGGCGAGGAGGAGGUCCAGGAGAAGAAGGAGGUCUGCAGCUGCCAGAGUGAGCCCCCCACCAAACGGGUGAGGUCAGAGGACCUUGGUCAGGAUGAGGAAAGCCAAGAGGAUGUUGGAGCAGUGGAGAAGGAGCCCACAGAGCGGAAGCGGGCCCGGGGGCAGAAUAAGAGCAGGCCGUGUAUGAAACCCAACCACUACGAGCAGAGCAGGCUGUGUCCAUCUGUAACGCAGGGGUGUGCAGAGAAGUGCUACUUCGGCCCGCGGUGCUGCUUCCUUCAUGACAUCAGCGAGUACAUGGCCACGAAGCCGGCCGACCUGGGGCGCAGCUGUGUGCUCUUCGAAACCUUUGGCAAGUGCAUUUACGGUGUCACCUGCCGCUUUGCCCAGGCCCACCUUGGGGAUGGCUACCAGAACAUUGUCAACAUGGACUUGGCCAAGCAGUGGGAAGGGAAGUCACUGGUGAGGAACAACCUCUCCAAGGACCUCCAGCACCAGCUGCGCAAGAAGAAGUUUAGCUUCAAGAAGGCUGAUGAGUACCUCCGUGGUCUGGCCAAGCCCCAUGGUGGUGGUGGGAAGGGAGGCAAAGCCACAGGGUGCUCUACAGAGGAGCAAGAGAUGUCCAACUGCACAACACCCCAGGAGAAUCCUGGCCCCACAGCUGGCGAAGAGCCUUCCUCCAUCAAAACAGUGGGCGUGGUGACAGAUGAAGAUAUUAUAAAGCUGCGGUCAUGUGAGAAGAAGAAGUUGGAAAUUCAAGGCAAACUCUACUUGGCUCCACUGACCACGUGUGGUAACCUCCCUUUCCGAAGGAUAUGCAAGCGCUUCAGGGCAGACGUCACCUGUGGAGAGAUGGCAGUGUGCACAAACCUGCUUCAGGGCCAGUCCUCCGAGUGGGCUCUCCUCAAACGGCAUCAUACCGAAGAUAUUUUUGGGGUGCAGCUGGAGGGAGCAUUUCCAGACACGAUGACCAAAUGUGCAGAGCUCUUGAAUCAGACAAUUGAAGUGGACUUUGUAGACAUCAAUGUUGGGUGUCCCAUUGACCUGGUCUACAAGAAGGGAGGAGGCUGUGCUCUGAUGACUCGAUCCAACAAGUUUGAACAGAUUGUCCGAGGGAUGAAUUCGGUGCUGGAUGUCCCACUGACUGUGAAGAUACGGACAGGGGUGCAAGAAAAGAUUAAUGUGGCUCAUAAAAUUAUCCCCAAGAUCCGGGAGUGGGGAGCAUCCAUGGUCACGCUUCACGGCCGAUCCAGGGAACAGCGGUACACAAGGGGUGCUGACUGGGACUACAUAGCAGAAUGUGCUAAAAUAGCAAGCCCCAUGCCUCUUUUUGGAAACGGUGAUAUUUUGUCUUACGAAGAUGCUAAUCGAGCCAUGCAGAUGGGCGUUUCAGGAAUUAUGAUUGCAAGAGGGGCACUCAUCAAACCAUGGAUUUUCACUGAAAUUAAGGAACAGAGACACUGGGAUAUCUCCUCCAGUGAGAGAUUUGAUAUCCUCAAAGACUUCACCAACUAUGGCCUUGAGCACUGGGGGUCAGAUACUCAGGGAGUGGAGAAGACCAGGAAGUUCCUGCUGGAAUGGCUCUCGUUCCUGUGCAGGUAUAUUCCAGUUGGCUUAUUAGAACACCUACCUCAGAAAAUUAAUGAGCGGCCACCUUACUACAUGGGGAGAGACUAUCUAGAGACGCUGAUGGCAAGCCAAAACGUGGAUGAUUGGAUUAAAAUUAGUGAGCUCCUUCUGGGACCCGUACCUACCAGCUUCACCUUCCUGCCUAAACACAAGGCAAAUUCCUACAAGUAGAGCUGAUGAGGCCC